UUUGCAUUACACAUUAUCUUUUGGUCCACUUGCACUUGAAGGUAACUAACUGUGUUUGUUUUUUUGACUCUCAACUCUAGCCAUGACUCCCUUUCCCCUGUGACCUUCACGCCCCCUCUCUCAAGUCUGUCCAAGUGUAACAUCCACCCCUGCUCUACACACACCCAUUUUCUAAACUCGUAUUUUAAGUGUUGAAAUAUCACGUGACUUUCUCACUUUCGUGUACUACUGACCAAGACAGACACAUCGGCCAGGGAAACAAAAUUACACUUAUACACACGAACACACACACUCCAUUCUUAUCACACACAAAAAAUCUAACACACUUGCGCUUUGACAAAAACACACCGAUUUAAAUACAAACCGUAAGGCAUUUUUCACUUUUAAUACGUAACCGCGCGCGUCUUAGUCGGUAGUGAUAGUAAAUCUUGAACAUACAUUUUUUUCUGUGAUAAUUAUUUGAAUAAUAUGAACAAAUACUUUAUUUUAUAGAGCCUUUAUUUACAUUUAUUAUAGUAUUUUAAAAUAUCUUUCAACUAAAUAUUUCAACGUCAAGUGUGAAAACAGUUGUCAUUCUUGGUUUCGGAGGUCAUUCCGUGAUUUGAAUUGUUCACAAGUGGAUCAUGUUUCAACUUCCCUUGGCUCAAGACAUGAAGCAAGACUUCAAUGACAUUUCUUUGAGACAACAGAAAAAUAUAAAAAACUCAAACGAUCAGUUUCAAGCAGCGUGUAGCUCUUUCACGGCCCAAAAUGUAGCCAUUGAUCAACAUCACCACCAAGCUGCAAUCCAUGCGAGAAAUCUUUGGCCAGGACCAUUUGGUAUCUGUGACAGCACAAGCUCAAUGAUGGAGUCACGUGGGACACAAAGUUACGUGACAGUUGAAACGGAUAUGUCUAGCUCUCUUCGGGACAGGAUGUCUCACGAAAUCCGAUUGGGGAAUUCAAUCCAGUCCUUAAGUAAUGUUUCACUGCAAAUGUCAAGACCUUCUGUCCAGGCACACUUUCCGCAACAUUUGUCGCGACCUUGUUUGCAGGAAAACAUUGCUCAACAAAUUUCAUUGCCAUCUACACAAGCAAAGAUUUCACAGCAUAUGUCAAUGCCUCAUGAAAAAGGGCACAUUUUAAAACAGAUGCCAUGGGCUCAUUUACAUUCAAAAACUUCACAUCAAAUGUCACUACCUCCAGCAUCCUCAAACAUUUUACGACAGAUGUUAUUUCCAAAUGGACAAACCAGAGUUUCAGAGCAUGGGUCAGUGCCUCCUGUGCAGCCAAACUUUUCAGCACAUAUGUCAAUGCCUCCUAUUCAGUCAAACCUUUCAGCACAUAUGUCAAUGCCUCAAGUGCAGUCAAAAUUUUCAGCACAUAUGUCAAUGCCUCCUAUUCAGUCAAACCUUUCAGCACAUAUGUCAAUGCCUCCUAUUCAGUCAAACCUUUCAGCACAUAUGUCAAAGCCUCCUGUUCAGUCAAACCUUUCAGCACAUAUGUCAAUGCCUCCUGUUCAGUCAAACCUUUCAGCAAAUAUGUCAAUGUCUCCUGUUCAGUCCAACCUUUCACAACAGAGAUCAGUACUACCAGUACAAACAAACCUUUCACAGCAGAUGUCAGUGCCUCCUGUACAGGAAAACUUUUCACAGCAGAGCUCAGUGCCUUCUGUUCAAGCAAACAUUCCACAGAAAAGGUCAGUGCCUUCUGUUGAAGCAAACAUUCCACAGAAAAGGUCAGUGCUUCCUGUUCAAACAAACAUUCAGCAGAAAAGGUCAGUGCCUUCUGUUGAAGCAAACAUUCCACAGAAAAGGUCAGUGCCUCCUGUUCAAGGAAACAUUCCAAAGAAAAGGUCAGUGCCUCCUGUUCAAGCAAACAUUCCAAAGAAAAGGUCAGUGCCUUCUGUUCAAACAAACAUUCAACAGAAAAGGUCAGUGCCUCCUGUUCAAGCAAACAUUCCACAGAAAAGGUCAGUGCCUUCUGUUCAAACAAACAUUCCACAGAAAAGGUCAGUGCCUCCUGUUCAAGCAAACAUUCCACAAAAGAGGUCAGUGCCUUCUGUUCAAGCAAACAUUCCACAGAAAAGAUCAGUGCCUCAUGUUCAAGCAAACAUUCCACAGCAGAGGUCAGUGCCUUCUGUUCAAGCAAACAUUCCACAAAAGAGGUCAGUGCCUCCUGUACAGUCCCAGUCUUCACAAAAGGAGACUUUGCAAUCUAAAUUAACUUCUAAACUGACGGAGCCACCUGUAAAGAGAAAAAAACAUUCAAAACCGAAUACUCCAGUUACAUCUUUAACGUUUGAGUCUGUGCUUCCUCUCGUUUCACAACAGAAAAAAGUAAUUCAAUCAAAGAAAAAUUCUUACCUUGACAUGGUUUGGAAGACAAUGCUUAAAGAUUGGUUUGGCCACACUGACGACUCAAUAAAAGCUAACAAAAAGUUCUUGCUAGGUUUCAGCGAAUCAAGAAUGACAAAAAUGAUUCAUGAAAUACAGGUGUCAGCAUCCACAGGGGCGAAAGAAACUCAACUAAAAAUAACAGAGCCUACUUUUCAGAUGGCAGUGCCUCCUGCACAUGCAAACGUUUCACAACAGUUGAAAAUGCCUUCAAUACAGAAAAAUAAUUCUCAACAGAUAUCAGUGCCUCCUUCACAGCCAAAAAUGUCAAAUAAUGAAACUUCGUCUACAUCACAAGCGGUCAAAACUUCACAACAAGCGAGUGUCCAGGCCUUAUUACAACAUGUAACAAAGCCUGGACAAGCUAGUUUAAAUUUACACCAACAUUUAACUUUUCAGCAUUCUCCAGAAAAGGUAACAGGAAAGAUAAAUGCCAAACCCUCAAACUUUAUCAGUCAGUCUGCACAUAGUAACACUGUAUUGACACAUACUGGGCAAAGAUCCUCUUUAUAUCUCGCUCAUCAGAGAUCUGACAAUGAAGGGUUGACUUUAACCUAUACUUCUGACCUCAACAUGAUUUUGCAGAAUAAGUUUGAAGAAGUCUUGCUCUACGGUGAUAAAUGUUCAUUCCAUCACCCUAAUAGAUCUGAUCAAAUUAAAGACCCUUAUAGUAGCUCCAGCAUUCCACAGACUUCAGAGUGCCAGUUGGUUAGAGGUUCAAUGAAUGGAGGCCUCACAGUGUCUAACUCACAACAGACUAAGGUUCCACAGUUUGACCAAAUUUCUUCUACUUUUGACGCCAAAGUGAAGAGACCUAACUCAUGUACCGAUGACACUGAUAGCGCCUACUCUAGCACUUCUCCUUCGAUCAAUGAAGAAAUUGAUUGGCAGAAAAUAUUUGAUGGUCUUACUAGCCAUUCGUAUAACGUUGUAAACAAUUAUUUAGAUACAUCGAUUGACCUCAAAGUAUUUGAAACGUUUGACCAAUGAAUAUGUAUUUUGUUUUAACUCAUGCAAAUAUAUACUUAGAUAUUUAAUACUCAGGGAAAAAAAUUAAAUUAUCUAUUCUAUAAUGAUUUUUUUCAUUUUUAACACAGCAUUUUUUUUAGAAGGGAAUGAAAACGAUGCUUUUAAAACACUGUUUUUUAUCUGUUAAAAAAAGUUUUUUAUAAUUUUUUCAAGCUUUAAUUUGUAUAUAUAUUAUAUUUUUUUAUGAGACUGGAAUUUUAAAAACUACUCCAGUAUAUUAUAAAUAUGAUGCUUCCUUUAUGAAGAAUCAUUGGAGUCAAACGAGACAUAUAGGUACGUUAAAAUAUAUGCUUUCCAGUGAAACUACGAAUACUGGUUAACAAAGUGAUGAAACGCUCCGGAUGCAACAGUCACUAUUAAAAAUCAUUAUAGAACAUUAGUAGACCUUUGUAUACUGUCCCAUAGGAAAUCAGUGUUCUAGAAAUGUUUUUGACCUUAUAGGUACUGUAGAAUUCAGUGUAUGAGGUGUCUCCUAUUACUUUGGUUUUAUUAAUCUCAACAUGAGAUAAAGCCUCACAUCUCUUCUCGGUAGAUAAAAGUCUUUUUAAUGUACAUAAAAGUCGAAGUUAUAUAACUUACCACAUGUAACAGAAACCUUAUUACUACGGGAUUUGUUAAGAA
Molecule: messenger RNA, 4025 nt
Organism: Biomphalaria glabrata
Lineage: Eukaryota; Metazoa; Mollusca; Gastropoda; Planorbidae
Product: mucin-2-like
Exons: 3
Coding region: 624-3365 (913 amino acids)
Molecular function (GO): protein dimerization activity
Source: RefSeq, a predicted model, not a curated record